GAUUUUUGAUUGGUUGACAAUGACAUCACGAGCGGGUUUAAGCGCGAGAAAUAAAGCGAGAGUUCACUGCGCAUUAAUUCUACGCAAUAUAAACAGGAAGUGCUCUGCAAAACAUGUGUGGGAAGUAUGGGACGGUUCUGGAACAGAGUCUAUUGGAUCCUCUUGGUGUGCCCCAUCACCUGUGGAUGGGAGGACUUGAACUUGCCCAAGAGUCAUUUGUCCUUCUAUCUACGUAACCACCCAGAGGUCGCGCAAAGAUGUCAACAGGAUGAGAGCUGUCCCUAUAAGAGGUUUUUAGACGAGAAAAGAUGUUGGGGAUACGAGGAUUUCUGUGACUCGACCAGCCGUCUCAAUUCCACUUCCUGUCCAGAGCCGAGUAUGGGAUGGACCAAGGAUAAAGAGUCCCAGCUGGAUCUGUUCUGGAAAUCGGUGGACUUUGGUUACGUCCUGGAAAGAAGACGAGAGCUGAAGACAAUCUGCUCACCUAAAACUCAGGAGGAUUCCCUGUUGGAGUGUGUCCGUUACACCAGGUUCUGUCAUGGAAAAAACCUGUUCUUUGACUUCACCAAGCCAGGAAUGUUUGCUGGACAGGAUAGAUUCAAAGAGAAUAUGUUUGAUGAAAACCUCAGGUUUUCCCAGGACUCUUUCAAUAAUGGGGUCAUAGGAGGUCACUGUGACCUAGAUCUAGAGAGCUUGAGGGCAGAGGGGGAACAUAAAAGUGCCUUGCAAUCUUGGUACGCAGAGGUGGAACAUUUUACUUCAUUACCUUUCCGCCCAAUUCAAGACGGCCAUUGUGAUGUCAUAAUAGACAAACCUGUAUACUUUAUGAAGCUGGAUGCAGGAGUAAACAUGUACCACCAUUUUUGUGACUUCAUCAACUUGUACACCUCCAAUCACCUGAACAAUUCUUUCUCCACCGAUGUUUACAUUGUGAUGUGGGACACAAGCACCAUGGGAUACAGUGAUAUGUUCAGUGAGACGUGGAAAGCAUUUACAGAUUAUCCUAUAAUCCGGUUACAUGAGUACGACAAAAAACGGGUUUGUGUUCGUGAUACUGUGUUUUCACUGCUGCCAAGAAUGAGAUAUGGCAUGUAUUACAACCAGCCAUUAGUUUAUGGUUGCCAUGGUAGCAGCUUGUUUGAAGCCUUUAAUCAGCAUUUAGCACACCGACUCAAACUUACUCAGCAUGGGCCUCUAGAGAACAAAAUUAGAAUCACUUUGCUGUCAAGAAAAACAAAGUACAGGAACAUUUUGAAUGAAGACGAGCUAGUGAAAGCCAUGAAAACUGUAGGAGAAUUUGAAGUUCAAGUUGUUACCUAUAACAGGGACAUGCCAUUUAAAGAACAAAUUGAGACCUCUUACAACAGUGAUAUAUUCAUCGGUAUGCAUGGAGCUGGGCUGACUCAUCUUCUCUUCCAACCAGACUGGGCGGUGGUCAUUGAACUAUAUAAUUGUGAAGAUAAAGCCUGCUAUCACGACCUUGCAAGGUCACGAGGAAUACAUUACAUGACUUGGGAGAAACAAUCCAAAGUUCAUCAACAAGACGAGGGCCAUCAUCCAACUUUAGGGGCACAUGCAAAAUUCACAAACUACGAGUUUGAUGUGGGAGAGUUCAUGCGGCUUAUUCUGAAGGCUGCCGAAUACGUAAAAUCUCAUCCAAAGUUUAUCCAAGGGAGACAAUCAAAGACAUUGAACAGAGUAGGGGGACAAUCAAAACCUCAUCAGGGAGCAGACUCUAAAGAUGAAUUAUGAUGAAAUAUUUUUUUGUAUUUGCAAUAAUAUUUUAUUGGUUGUAGCAGUCUAAAUAUGGUUGUUGAAAUAGGUUGUAGUCUUUAAAUGUUUUUAAAAGCAACUGAUUUUACAUAAUGGGGUUGAAUUUAUUUUUUGAAUAAUUUAUUACUAUGGUGCUAUUAUUAAAGCUAUAUAUAUAUAGAUGAAAAAUAUAUGAUUGGUGUGAGGUUUUAUAUCCAUGUAACAUGAAUAUUGAAUAUUUUGCUUUUGCAAAUGAUUGUGACAAGAAGUACUUACAGUCAUGUUAUUACUGAUUGACAAACCAGAAUUUAUAUGAUGUACAUGUAAAAGCAAUAUUAGAUGUUUUUUGUAUGAUAGUUGUUUAAACUUUUUUGUACGUAUAGAAAGUGCAGACCCAAUGUUGUACUUAAAACUUUUUAAAGUUUGUAUU
Molecule: messenger RNA, 2182 nt
Organism: Magallana angulata
Lineage: Eukaryota; Metazoa; Mollusca; Bivalvia; Ostreida; Ostreidae
Product: EGF domain-specific O-linked N-acetylglucosamine transferase-like
Exons: 17
Coding region: 127-1752 (541 amino acids)
Cellular component (GO): endoplasmic reticulum lumen
Molecular function (GO): protein N-acetylglucosaminyltransferase activity
Source: RefSeq, a predicted model, not a curated record